AUGUUAAGAAGAACAGCCAUAAAGAAAGCAAAGUGUAGAAAUGUUGGAUUUGAAUCUGAUAGUGGAGGAGCCUUUAAAGGAUUUAAAGGUUUGGUUGUACCUUCUGGAGGAGGAGGGUUUUCUGGAUUUGGUAGUAGCACUGGAGGGAAGCCUCUAGAAGGACUGUCAAAUGGAAACAGCACAACUAUCACCUUUCCCUUCACCAGUGCAAGAGUGGCAACAGAGACCCAGGCAGCCUUUGGUUCUAUUGCUGCAAACGGCCCUACCACCUUGGUUGAUAAAAAGAUUUCAAAUCCCAAAACUAAGGGUGACAGUCAGCAGCCUUCCUGCUCUGGCCUUGCUUCUAGCAAAGCCUAUGCCAGUAACACCUAUCACAAGCAGUUGGCUGCCUUGAACUGCUCUGUCCGGGACUGGAUAGUGAAGCACGUGAAUGGAAACUCACUCUGUGACCUGACACCCAUCUUUAAAGACUAUGAGAAAUACUUAGCAAACAUUGAACAGAAACACGGAAACAGUGUCAGUAACCAUUCUCAAAGUGAAACUAACAAGAGGUAGGUUCAAAUGCAGUCUCCUUCCCUAUUUGGCUCAACAAAAUUACAGCAAGAGUCAGCAUUUUUGUUCCCCAGCAACAAAACUGAAGAUACAUCUGAAAAGGAGACUGAGGUUGUGUCUGAAAAGAAAAUGGACCCAUCACUAGGAGCAACAAAUGCCUCGUUUAAUUUUGGCAUGAAAAUUGAUAGCUCUGUUUUGGGCUCACUAAGCUCUGGCCCCCUGGCUGGAUUUUCAUUUUCCUCUGGAAACGCCAGUUUAUUUGGCAAAGAUACUACCCAGAGUAAACCAGUUUCUUCACCAUUUUCCACUAAAACACUGGAGAGCCAAGCAGAAGGUGGCAGUAAUGAAUGCAAAGGAGGAGAUGAAGAAGAGAAUGAGGAACCACCCAAAGUAGAAGUUACUGAAGUAAAAGAAGAAGAUGCUUUUUACUCCAAAAAGUGUAAACUAUUUUACAAGAAAGACAAUGAAUUUAAAGAGAAAGGUGUGGGUAUUCUGCAUUUGAAACCUACAGCAAACCAGAAGACACAGCUUUUGGUAUGGGCAGACACCAAUUUAGGCAACAUAUUGCUGAAUGUUCUGAUUCCACCUAAUAUGCCAUGUACUCGAAUAGGGAAAAAUAAUGUCCUUAUUGUCUGUGUUCCAAACCCACCUGUUGAUGAGAAGAAUGCCACUACCCCAGUUACCACGUUAAUUCGAGUAAAAACUAGCGAGGAUGCAGAUGAGUUGACAAAAUUUUACUGGAGUAAAAAGAUGCCUGAACACGUGAUGUCAACUGAGGAAUUGUUGCCAAGUUGCUGCUCCCCCACUGCCCGCUAA
This is a messenger RNA of Lemur catta (Ring-tailed lemur), 1368 nucleotides long. Its product is annotated as nuclear pore complex protein Nup50-like. Lineage: Eukaryota; Metazoa; Chordata; Mammalia; Primates; Lemuridae. The transcript is spliced from 2 exons. The record is from RefSeq and is a predicted model, not a curated record. Gene Ontology annotation, biological process: protein import into nucleus.